Molecule: messenger RNA, 2008 nt
Organism: Hermetia illucens (black soldier fly)
Lineage: Eukaryota; Metazoa; Arthropoda; Insecta; Diptera; Stratiomyidae
Product: neurogenic protein mastermind-like
Exons: 3
Coding region: 1148-1867 (239 amino acids)
Biological process (GO): Notch signaling pathway; positive regulation of transcription of Notch receptor target
Cellular component (GO): nucleoplasm; nuclear speck
Molecular function (GO): transcription coactivator activity
Source: RefSeq, a predicted model, not a curated record
UUUGACUGAUGAGGAGGGGUGUCGAGCGAGUGUCGAUUUGGUGUCCGUUCUGAGUACGGUUUUGGUCCGUUUAUCGCUCUUCAUCUCAGUUUAAUCGGUGACCCGCAGCUAGGCCCGUUCAGAUAAGCCAGAAAUUGCCGCUGCCGGUGCCGGACAUUCCCAGCAAUUUCGCGCGCGAUUCGCAAGUGCAACGGGACAGUGGUUGCUCGCAUCCACCCGAGGAAGUGCAAGCCGAGAAUUGGCCGCUCCAGAGGUUAUCGUGGUCGCGCGGGUUCCGGCUCCAGCAGGGAAACAAACAAAACAUCAAGUGCUCGCCGCAUCUCGGCGGUCCAGAUGAGCGCCAGGGGUGGCGAACGUUUACGUUGGGGCUGGCGUGUGUGUGUUGACAAUUGGUGCGGGUGGCCAGCGGCGGAGUCGACGGGGCGGCGAUGUGGCGCGCGAUUUCAUUGACUCGCCGUCUGCCAAGUGUUUCUGUCCACGCACGGUCUAACUGGCGCGGGGGUGCGUAGGAAAGGGUUGUGCGGGGCAGCCGUUGACGGCCUGUGUCUGCCGUUUUCACGUUUCAUUCAACUCUUCGCGCGGAUGCGUUGGGCCGUUGCAUCUCGCGGGUGACGUAUGCGAACGUGACGCGCGGACGAGGUGGUGUGUGUGUGGCUGCAUCGACGACUAGUGCGAGUGUGUGCGAAUGUUUACAGUGGCUUCCAUGCAAGAAAUGCUCGUGAUUUUGAUCCUUGAAUGAUGAUUUUUGGAGUUAUUUGUGGUGAUAGAGGAGAAAUUAUUGGUUUCAGUGAUAGAUCAUAACUGAAGGAGACGUUCGCGCCGGCAUUGUUCCAGUUUGGAGGGGUCCAGGAUAGACACCGCAAAGUGAUUCAGUUUAUAUUAAAACAUACGCAUUUCUCGCCAUACUCUAAAUAUAAUCACCAUAAUGUGUUUCGAUCGAGGAAAAGACGAUGAAAAACUCUAAAUUCACCUACUAUUGAUAAAAGUAGGUUUAACGGACCAAGCCAAACACCAGUACCUUUAAGUGUUCACCUCGCAAGAGACUAACAAAGUGAUAGAAUCCUCCAAUUGAUAAUCGUCUUUACUUGAAUCUGGAUCGCUUCCUAGAAAGCAUCCACAGACAAGUAAUCCAACUAACGUUAUAUUUAUGGAUGCCGGAGGUCUUCCAGUAUAUCAGAGCGCCAAACAGGCAGCCGCCGCCCAUCAGCAACAACUAAACACCCACUUGCAAUUGCAACAACAUCAACAACUGCAGCAGCAACAACAACAGCAGUUGCAUCAUCAACAACAGCAAUUGCAACUUCAUCAACAACAAAGUUUAGUACAACAAGGGUUGCAUCUUCAACAGCAGCAACAAUUGCAAGCGGUUCAACAGCAGCAAGUACAACAGCAACAGGCUCAGCAACAAAUCCAACAACAAGUUGUACAGCAGCAACAGCAACAAGUUCAACAACAGCAACAACAAAACUAUCAACCUGGAAAUGAUAUCCUGCCACCAAAAAGACAGGCCGUUGUUGAUCGGCUUCGGAGAAGGAUCGAAAUCUAUCGACGACGACAAAGUGAUUGUGUACCAAGAUUUGAUCAGUCCUUCAGCAAUGUCUGUGAACAGCAGAAUCAGGAGACGAGUAUCCUGCAGAAGCGUUAUCUUGAAAGCAAGGCGAAACGUGCUGCGAAAAAGACGGAGAAAAAGCAACCGGACAAUGUGUUAGCGAGCAACCUGCAGAGUAGUGUACAUGUGAAACAAAAUUUCCUCAAACGGCCUGCGGACGAUGUCGAUACUAGCGGUGCUGGCGGUCCAGAAAAUUUCGAACCACCGGUCAAACUUCAGCACAACGGUUCCGAAAACUUAACAAAAAUUCUCCGUUGAAAUUGUACAACAGCUGGAAUUCACAACGUCAGCGGCGAAUUCGCAACCACAGCAGAUAAGCACAAAUGUCACGGUGAAAGCCUUGACAAAUACAUCUGUAAAAAGUGAAGGUGGGGGUGGUGCAGGCGGUGGCGGUGGUGU